CCACUACCAAAACUACUCUUUCGUUUUAGCUAUUUUUGUUAACUUUUUAAUUUAUUAGUUGCAACGACUUUAAAUUAGUUUUAAUUAUUAAAUUUUAAUGUUUAACGUGUACACAACUGUGUGCGAAACAAAGUGCCUUACUAGCUGUUCGCAAACAGCUUGAAAAAACCAGCAACAAAAGCCAAUUGUGUAAUUUACAUGCAAAUGUCGUUGGUACCUGCUGGCCAACAACAACAACAGCAGCAACAGCAACAACAUAUCAGCCAAAGCCAACAGCAGCAGCAGAAGCAGCAGCAGCGUGUCUCACGCAUAGUUCCAUACGGAGCGUGUACACAACGGCACGGAAAUGCCACUAAAAUUCUUUAAGAAAUGUCGACAAUAUAAUGUGACGUCCAAAAGUUUAUUUGUUAUAUCUGUGCAUCAUUUGCUAGAUAGCUCGAGCACCGUCGACUGCACAAUCAGCUCGGAGAGCAAGGGUCAGGAGUGUUUGGAUAAUGUGUGCCAACGUUUGCUCAUCCAACAGCCGGAAUUCUUUGGAUUGCGCUAUCUGGUCAAGGACAAGGAGGAUGAAUACAAAUGGAUCGAUUUGGAGCGUUCGCUCAGCCGUCAGCUGGAGAAAUAUGCAGCUGCAGCAAAAAUGUAUCUACGUGUCCGUCAUUAUGUGACCACGGGUGUGAGGCAUCUAACGGAUGAGGCGACACGUUUCUACUACUUUCUGCAGCUGAAGAGUGACAUCUACGAGGGGAGAAUUGCCUGCGAUAUACGCACGGCAAUCCUCCUGGCUCUCUACUGUCGUCAGGCGGAAUACGAUAGCUAUCAGGGCGACAAGCAGUCCAAGGAUUAUCUGAAGAAGUCCCUGGUGCUGCCGCGCAACAUGCAGGGAUUGGCCAAUGACGACAGCAUGCUGGACGGCCUCAUCAUGGAGGUGCUGCAACAGCACGCCGGCUUGGCCCAUCUCAAUCAGUGUCAGGCGGAGGAAAUGUAUAUUCAGUGCUGUCAGCAGCUGGAUGGCUAUGGCGAGGAACGAUUUGCUGCCAAGGAUACGCUGGGCAAUGAUUUGCUCCUUGGCCUGGCCAUCAAUGGCAUGGUGGUGAAUGCGGACAAUGGGCGACAGUACUUUCCCUGGAAGGAGUUCCACACGGUGACCAUUGACAAGCGUACGAUUAAAAUCGAACAGAAUAAACUCGACGGCGAUGGCAGCAUUGUGGGCAGCUUCAUCUUCAGUGAGGCGGACAUUGCUCGGUACUUUUGGAAGCUUUGCAUUACGCAGCACAAGUUCUUUAAGCGUUACAUUGACACGGACACGCCCUCCAGCCUGGGCAGCAGUGGGGCGGAUAUGGAGAGCAAUAAUGGUGUCUCCAUGGCAGCCGAUAGUGUUGGUUAUGUGGAGUAUGAUUAUGUUGCUGUCGCCGAGCAGCAGCAACAACAGCAGCACCAACAACAACAACAGCAGCAGCAGCAACAGUUGCAGCUACAACAGCAACAGCAACAACAACAGCAGCAACAUCAACAAUUGCUCUCCUCCAACAUUUCCUUGGCCGCCAGUCACAGUCAAUUGUUGGGUCAGAGCAGCAGUUGCUUGGAUCUGAGCAACAACAAUCUGCACAGCAGCAACAGCAUGUUGCACCACAACAACAACAACAACAUCAACGGGAGUACCACUCUCAAUGCAGAUUCUCACGAGCGGGAACGUUUAAAGGCCAUGCUGCCCACGUAUCGUCCAGCACCGGAUUAUGAGACGGCCGUGCAGUUGAAAUAUCGCACACCAUCCGCCGAGCUGCAUAACGUGGCAUUGGCACUUGCCACGCCCGGCAAUGCUGCCGCCUACUAUGCGGGAUCACAGCCUGAUGUCCACAAUUCGGUUUAUGGCGAGAGUUUGCUUUUUGGCCAUCACUUGACAGCGGCACAUCGCUAUCCGGAUGUGGCACAGCCGGCAGCGGCAUUACAUGCCCAUCAUCAUCAUCUCAACUUCUAUCAGACACAGCAGCAGCAGCAGCAACAACAACAGCAGCAACUACAACAACAGCCAGCUGCCUAUUUGGAGCUAUCACAACGGAUGCACAUGAUGCGGCACAAGGCGCCGCCUCCAUAUCCAGUUAAUCGCUUGAGUUCGUCAUCCACGCCAGAUCUGGCAGUGGCCACACCACGUCCACUGCAGGGCUACCGCAACUAUGUGUCCGGCUCAUCGCCAGAUCUUGUGUCCAAUCGCAAUCUGCUCAAUGGCGGCCAGUUUGUGGCCUUGGCCACAGCGGGCGGGGCAGGAAUUCACGGUGGCAAUGUGCCGACAUCAUCGGGUGCCACCAUGCUGCAUCAGUAUCCGUACAUCGGCCUCAUGGGUCACUCGCAGCCAUAUCUGCCACCGCACGGCACCUUCGAGAACCUCAACAUGAUCGAGGAGCAGCCGUCCAUCAUGUCCCAGCUGCGUCAGUCGGCGAUGAGUCAAGCAGCCGCAGCUGCAGUAGCUGUCCAAAGCUCACCAACUUUGCCGCCGAGUGGCUAUCGCAGUUCGGCUCCUCCUCCGCCGGCGAGCAGUCCGCAACCGGGAGCAGCGACGCCGACGCCAACGCCGUUGCAACGCAGCGCGAUGAAUGGCUCCAUUGAGCCCAUCUACGAGAAUGUGCCACUGCCACUGCCACAGCGCGCCAGCGGCGGCAGCAGCGGUGGCCAUGCCAAUGCGGAUGCCAUGCGCCAACGCGCCUCCUCCAUUCAGUCAGCGCCGCCGGGCGUGGCGCCUGUGCCCGCUGCACGGCAUGCCAAUAAUCCAAGCAACACCAACAACAACAACAUUGUUACGCUCACUGUGAACGCACAGGCGGACGAUGAGAUUACCAGGAAUAUUAAGAAAUACGGCGCUGAUCGAGCUGCCAGCACGGAGCUGCAGUUUCUGGAGCCGCAGGCGCCUCAGCGUGCAGCUCGUGCUGCAAGUGCAGCGCCAGCCAUUGGUGCCACGCCCCCGCCGCGUCAACAUCGAUCGACGGCCAGUCUGAACAAGUCGACGGUGGAUGUGAUUUCGCCAGCGGGUGACUCGCUGCAUCAGCAAUUCAGUGCCAUGAAUCUGUCCGCCAACACAUCAGCGUCCACAUCAUCCAUGUUCAACUCGACGCUGGACACCACCGGCUCCUCCGCGGCCAGCAAGGAUGUGAAGCGUCGUCGGCGUUGGAACAUUUUGUCGCGCAGCAAAACGCCGGAUAAACAAAAGUCCGCCACAUUGGGACGCGAGAAGGCGAACACGUCGGCGGCUCAGCAUGCCAAGCUGGCGACCAAAAUGAAGCUCGCCCAGGACGAUCUCAAUCUGCCGCAUCGUUGGUCGACAGGCGUGAGCAAACCGCAGCCCAUUUCAGGGCAGUAUUCCAAGGAUAAAUUGUGCCAGAUAUUAAACGAUAAGCUGCAGGAUGCGCAGCUCUUCAUGGAGUUCGAGCGCAUACCCAAGAGACGUGAGCAUGCCCAAUAUGAUUGUGCGCUGCUCGAGGAGAAUGAGCUCAAGAAUCAUGAUCCCAAUUUUCUGCCAUAUGAUGAUAAUCGAGUUCGUCUUACACCAUCCAUGGAUAAUCGACAUGGCUAUGUGAAUGCCUCCUAUAUAUCGGCCACUGUCGGGACAAAGCAGCGAUUCUAUAUUGUCGCUCAAUCGCCGCAGGAGUCGCAGACGAUGCGCAUUUUCUGGCAAUGCGUGUGGGAGGCAGACGUUUACUUGGUGGUGCAGCUGACGGAGGAUAUGAGCUACAUACCGCGCAGCAGUCAAGAGCGCAUGGAGUUUGGUCAGUUCCAGGUUUAUCAGGAAUUCUCACAAACUACAGAUCGGUGCACCACCAGCAAACUGCGUCUGUAUCAUGCACCUUCGCGUCGCUAUCGGUCCGUGUGGCAUCUGCAAUACGCCGAUUGGGCGGAACAGAACUGUCCACGGGAUGUCAAUCACUUUCUCGACUUUCUCGAGGAACUCAACUCAGUUCGAUUGGCAUCGACCGACGAGGUGCCACCGGGACACAAUACCAAUCCGCCAGUGCUCAUCCAUUGUCUGGAGGGUGGCGGACGUUCCGGUGUGACAUUAACAGCGGAUCUUUUGCUCUAUACGCUGGAUCACAAUGAGGACUUGGAUAUACCGCGUGUCAUUGGCCAAUUGAGGCAUCAGCGGGAUAGCAUUAUACCAUCGCUAGCGCAAUAUAAGUUCAUCUACAAUCUGCUCAUCACUUAUCUGAAACGCACGAGGUUGAUCUAAUUUUAAUUCCCUCCCAACACUGGAAAAUCGUAGUAUUUUUGCAACUUAAGCUUAACCUAUGAUAAACUAAAAAAAAUCGAACAACUUUCUUGUAUCCUAGCAUUAUUUAAGGACCUGCUAUUCGUAUUCUUCAUUAAAUUAGGAUACGGUAACUGAUCUUCCAAUCGGGCAGCUAUCAUAUAUUAUAUACUAUACUAUAUAUACCACUUUUUGAUCAUAUUUUGUAUUAACGUUGUGAUCCCAAUUGUUAAUGCGUAAACUAUGAAUUUGUUAACAACAUUUAACGCGCCCCACCCGAAACGAAACUAACAUUUGUGUUAAUUAUAGUGCAUAGGUUUAAAGCCAAAUUAUUUAUACAAUUUUUUUAACUGAACCAAUUGAUAUGCAUUACGCAACGCAAAGCAAUAAAAAUUGAUUAUCAAAAUACACUUCCAACCAA
This is a messenger RNA of Drosophila innubila, 4652 nucleotides long. RefSeq names its product tyrosine-protein phosphatase non-receptor type 21 (gene Pez). The coding region runs from base 347 to 4213 and encodes 1288 amino acids. The record is from RefSeq and is a predicted model, not a curated record. Gene Ontology annotation, biological process: protein dephosphorylation. Gene Ontology annotation, cellular component: cytoskeleton. NCBI's taxonomy places the organism in Eukaryota, Metazoa, Arthropoda, Insecta, Diptera, Drosophilidae. The transcript is spliced from 7 exons. Gene Ontology annotation, molecular function: protein tyrosine phosphatase activity.